This is a messenger RNA of Entamoeba dispar SAW760, 729 nucleotides long. Its product is annotated as UDP-glucose 4-epimerase, putative. Gene Ontology annotation, molecular function: UDP-glucose 4-epimerase activity. Gene Ontology annotation, cellular component: cytosol. Bases 1 to 729 code for a protein of 242 amino acids. Gene Ontology annotation, biological process: beta-D-galactose catabolic process via UDP-galactose, Leloir pathway. The record is from RefSeq and is a predicted model, not a curated record. The transcript has a single exon. NCBI's taxonomy places the organism in Eukaryota, Evosea, Mastigamoebida, Endamoebidae.
AUGGCACCCACUGCUCUUGUUACAGGAGGAACAGGAUUUAUUGGAAGUCAUACUGUUGUUGAACUUAUUGAAAUUGGAUAUGAUGUGGUUAUUAUUGAUAAUUUAACUAAUUCACAUGAAACAGUUAUAUCACAUAUUCUUCAAAUCACGAAAGCAGACCCAAAAAGAAUUACAUUCUAUAAAGCUGACUUACUUAAUAUUGAUGAAAUUGAUCAAAUAUUAAAUAAGCACAGGGUUGAUUUUGUUAUUCAUUUUGCUGCAUUAAAAGCAGUAGGGGAAUCUGUUUCUAAACCAAUUGAAUAUUAUAGAAAUAACUUGAAUGGAGUUUUGAAUUUACUAGAUUCUAUGCAAAGACACCAAAUUUGGAGAAUUAUUUUUUCUUCUUCAGCAACUGUUUAUGGAGAGCCUGAAGUUAUGCCAGUAAAAGAAACAACACCUUUACAAAAACCAUCAAAUCCAUACGGUCAAACUAAAGCAAUGACUGAACAAAUCUUAACUGACUUUAGUAAAGCACACAAAGAAGCAUCAGUAAUUUUAUUAAGAUAUUUUAAUCCAAUAGGAGCACAUAAAAGUGGAUUACUUGGAGAAAAUCCAUUAGGAAUUCCAACAAAUUUAAUGCCAAUUAUAACAAAAGUUUUAGUAGGUAAAUUACCACAAUUGUCAGUCUUUGGAAAUGACUAUAACACUCGAGAUGGAACUUGCAUUAGAGAUUAUAUUCAUGUUUGUUGA